This is a messenger RNA of Hydatigera taeniaeformis, 2946 nucleotides long. NCBI's taxonomy places the organism in Eukaryota, Metazoa, Platyhelminthes, Cestoda, Cyclophyllidea, Taeniidae. The record is from the annotation of a GenBank genome assembly.
AUGUCUUCGGGGUUCUAUCAUUUGUAUUUCAUUAGGGACGCUGUCACCCCUCUUCAAAAUUUGGCAUUCGAUGCUGUUACUAGUUACGAAAAUCUUCGGCCAGUUUGGAUAGAUGGAGAAGAUGCAAUUGAAAGAUUCAAGGAUUCGUCUCCAAACAAUUGUUGUUUUGUAUUGGGGAAAUUUGUCGGAACAGUGUACGAACACUUCAGAGAUUUGCGCUCCUCCGUGUUUGGCCCACAGGUUUUGCUGAACUAUCUGCGUGAAGAGAGACCUCUUCCCAACGUUUCCCAUCCGCUUUUUUCAACCGCUUUGCGGAAUGCGAACGUCACUGUCACUUCGAUUACUGGUCAACAACGGGAGCGCCUUUUUUCGUCUAUCGAAAUGCUUCAUGGAGUCGCCUCUAGGAAUUUAACUGACGAAGUAAAUGUGGUCAUCGCUCCUAAAGUCGGUUCAAAAAAGUACGUUGUUGGAGCAAGUCGUGGUCUUCAUAUCCUAACACCGGAGUGGAUCGACGAAGCUUGGAAGCUUUCAGAAACUGUGGAUCCUAUUGACAUGUUACAGUGCAGUCUGCUGUCAAGGUUCAAGCUGCCCAUAUUUGCUCAACUGGUCAUCUGUGUAUCCGGACUUACACCUGAGGAAAGAAGGGAGGUGGCCGAUAUUGUUAAAAACAAUGGUGGAGUGUAUUCAGGCGAGAUGAAAAUUGGUUUGACAACCCAUCUCCUUGUCAAGCGUGCUGGUGGUUUGAAAUACAAUUUCGCAAAGAAAUGGAAAGUUCGGGUUGUUUCUGUGCGCUGGCUAUCAGAUUCCAUUCGGAAGGGCUACGCCUUAGAAGAAACUGACUACUACAUUCGGGAAGGCAAAGAAGAACAUCCAAAAUGCCACUCUUCCACACCCACCUCGUCGAUUUACGUCAGCGAUCCCAGUGUUUUAGGUGAUCUUUCUUCCAUUGCCGAUCCAAAUGUCGAACUGGAUGAGACACGUUUCAGUUGUCUGAAAGAUCUUACAAACGGCGCUUUUCCUUCUAAGUCAUCCAAAAAAUCAUUCCUUACGGGUUGUAUUAUUUUCCUCUACGGAUGCGAUCCUUCUGAGUCUGAAAAGCUUGCCAAAAUCAUUGAAAUCAGUGGUGGUAUUUUGUGUAUCGACGCCUCUGAGAAGGUCACUGGUUCUGUGACGCACGUCGUUUUUGGAACCAAUUCUAAGCCCAUUUCGUCCUCCGAUCUGGAAACUGAAGUAUUUUACGUAACUCGUGAUUGGCUUGAACAGUCUUUCGAACAAAAUAAACGUCUCCCCGAGAAAGACUUCCAGCCCCCUUUACGUGAUAAAAGCGAGUCAUCGGAUCAAAGCUCUGACGACAAACAUUCUGGUGUUCCAGUAGACACUGAAGAAAUUCAGUUAAUCAAUCAAUACUUCAAAAACGAUGAACUUUGUGAUAUGGACGACUUUCGCUCUGUUGACAACAAUCUUGAAGAUCAGGCAUUUCAAGCUGAUGCUGAGGAGACAAAAUUGGUCACACUUAAACAAUCAGAAAUACAUGGCCAACAGGAAGUUAUCCCACCAGAUGCCGGUCUAUUUUCUCAUCUUAUUUUCAAGCUCGACAUCAAUUUUUCACUUACCGCACAUCCCUUCCUUUCCGAAGCUAUCACAGAUGAAGGUGGUAGUGUUGUUAACGAUUCAUCAGUGGUUGCAGACUACAUCAUCUGCUCAUACAUUCUGCGUCAGCCAACCACUUCUAACAUGAUAACUCCUUAUUGGAUUAACUGCUGUGUCACCGCCAAAACUCUCCUCAUUUCCGAACUUGACACUCAGGUUGGUUUCCGUCCUAUCCAUAUUCCCGCCUCCGUCACUCUACCCUUGGCCGGAUGCGUAAUAUCUCUCAGCGGUUUCGCCGGCAAUGAUCGCGCUUUUCUCACCGACCUAGCUCGCGGACUUGGUGCCGUGGUGCAGGAGUGCUUCCUUCGUAAAGCCGUUCCUUCAAAGGAUCUCAUAGCGAACACUCAUCUUGUAGCAGCCCGACCCGAUGGACGGAAGUGGCCUGCGUCGAAGCAAUGGGGUUUACCUGCCGUCUCAUGCAGUUGGCUGUACGCCUGUGCUACUACAGGGCGGCGUGCAGCAGAGACGGAACAUCCAGUUUUAGAGGAGGAUCCAAUGGUACCAAGGGAUUGGUCUAAGGUCGGCCGGUCACUCUCCUUCAUCGACAAGGUGACUCCAAACUCGACGCUCCAGUCGAUUAAAGGACAGCAGUUAAAGACGCCAAGGUGGGUGGGAGCCGGCGAUCAGAUGCGGACUCCAUCGUCGGGGUCUUUAGAUAUACUACAUGUCUCCCCACCGAUGUCGGAGCAAGUAACGCGGUGUCUGAAAACUGUUCUCUCGAAAACAAGCAUGCUGCCGAAGAGAAAUCUCGCAGAGACGGACUUCAAGGAGGCGGCGCAGAGUGGUGGAGUCCUCGAGGGUGUAGUUAUUUGUGUUGCGAAAUCUCUCAGUGAUCGCCAAGUCGCGCUAAAUGAACUCGUUAAGCAGUUGGGUGGCGAUUUCAGGUGGAAUUUUGAUGCCAAGGUCUGUACCCACAUGCUUGCUUGUCCGAACAAUUGUAUUCUGCCUGCCGCAUCUCCGAUGCCAGGAGUCGAGGCGGCUGCAGGCCAACCACCUUCGAGUCGCCUAGAUCCAGAUGUUCGAAGCGCCUUGGAGGCAUCCCAUGUAAAGGUGGUGGUGCCCCAGUGGCUCCAUGAUUGUCGGCGCCUUGGGAAACGCAUUCCCGAAGCGGAUUACGCUUUCUCCAUUGACAUGGGUAAGGCGCAGUUUUGUUUUCCAUUGGAACUUCUUUCUCACCUGCUCCUCUGUCAAAUUGUGCAACAGGCCAGCGAUCUUGACAAAACCAUUGACGAAACGCCGAAGAUAGUUGGCCAACCCCAGGAAGCUGUGGAGUUUAGUUUGAUUAUUCGACGUUAG